Labeo rohita (rohu) is the source of this 6480-nucleotide messenger RNA. RefSeq names its product UDP-N-acetyl-alpha-D-galactosamine:polypeptide N-acetylgalactosaminyltransferase 12 (gene galnt12). The transcript has 10 exons. NCBI's taxonomy places the organism in Eukaryota, Metazoa, Chordata, Actinopteri, Cypriniformes, Cyprinidae. The record is from RefSeq and is a predicted model, not a curated record. The coding region runs from base 381 to 2120 and encodes 579 amino acids. Gene Ontology annotation, cellular component: Golgi apparatus.
AACUCCUCCCCUGAUUGCAACCGACUAUUGUAACCGAUCAGCAAAGUGACGCGUUUUUUAUGUGGAACGCGCCGUAAACGCGUUCGCAUUAACGGAUGUGCUUUCAACUCCUCCCCCGACUGCAACCGGCUCUGCUUGCCGUUUAUGUCGAUCACACCUCAACAGUUGGUUUCAGCCACAGAUUAAAUGGCCAACUUUCGGUUUGCUUGGAUAGUUUCCCCUUCACUCUAGGCGACUUUAAAAUGAAAUCUGGCACUCUGAAAAAGAGAUCUCUUACCUCUUACCUUGGCGAACUUUUUUUGAACUUCAACUUUUCUUGAGAUUGAACUUUGGAUGACAAAACAGUUUGAGAGAACCAGAGCGGACGAGAAGGACACAUUAUGGCAAUAUGUGGCAGAAGGAGUCGGCCCAAGUUCAUCCUCUACAUUCUCGGGGCUUUUGUGCUGGGAUAUUUAUUAUUUCACAGGAACACGAGGAGUGAUGUCGGACUGGCGAGUCGAAGAGAACUUCCAGUCGACCAGCACAAAAAUGUGGACGAGGAAUUUCUGAAGAAACCUGUUUACGAGAAGCCUCCUCUGGACGUACAUGCUCUGGGAGAGAUGGGGAGAGCUGUUAAACUGGACCUGACUGAAGAAGAGAAGCGAGAGGAGGAGGAGAGCAUAAAAAAACAUCAGAUAAACACUUAUGUGAGCGAUAGGAUAUCACUUCACCGCAGGCUUCCUGAAAGAUGGAACCCACUAUGUAGAAACCUGAAAUAUGACUACCUGAACCUGCCCACGACAUCAGUAGUGAUUGCCUUCUACAAUGAAGCCUGGUCCACACUACUGCGGACAGUGCACAGCGUCCUGGAGACCUCGCCGGACGUGCUACUGACUGAAGUCAUACUAGUGGAUGACUACAGUGACCGAGAUCAUUUAAAGGAGCCUCUAGAGAACUACAUCGCUGAUCUUAAAAAGGUGCGUCUCAUCCGUGCAAGGAAGAGAGAGGGUUUGGUGCGAGCACGACUCCUGGGAGCUUCCAUUGCCACAGGAGAAGUGCUGACCUACCUUGAUUGCCACUGUGAGUGCCAUGAAGGCUGGUUGGAGCCUUUACUCCAGAGAAUAAAGGAUGAGCCUUCGGCUGUGGUGUGUCCGGUGAUAGAUGUUAUUGACUGGAACACCUUCCAGUACCUCGGCAACCCUGGAGAACCUCAGAUCGGAGGAUUUGAUUGGCGAUUGGUGUUCACGUGGCACACUGUCCCAGAGCAUGAACAGAAACGCAGAAGUUCUGCCACUGAUGUCAUCAGGUCUCCUACAAUGGCUGGGGGCUUGUUUGCAGUCAAUAAGAAGUACUUCCAUUACCUGGGCACAUAUGACACAGGAAUGGAGGUGUGGGGUGGAGAGAACCUAGAGUUCUCAUUCAGAAUCUGGCAGUGUGGAGGGAGUCUGGAAAUCCAUCCUUGCUCUCACGUGGGUCACAUCUUUCCGAAGAAAGCACCAUACUCGAGAAACAAGGCAUUGGCCAACAGCGUGCGGGCGGCAGAAGUCUGGAUGGACGAAUACAAAGAAGUGUAUUACCAUCGCAGCCCUCAUGCUCGUCUGGAGGCAUAUGGUGAUGUGACAGAUAGACGGAAACUCCGAAUGCGUCUUGACUGUAAAGAUUUUAAAUGGUUUUUGGAGAACAUCUACCCUGACAUUCAAGUCCCAGAGGACAGGCCUGGAAUGUUUGGCAUGCUGAAGAGUAAAGGAAUGGCCAACUACUGCUUCGACUACAACCCACCUGAUGAUCAUAAUCUGGUUGGUCACCGGGUCAUUCUUUACCCUUGUCAUGGCAUGGGACAAAACCAGUUUUUUGAGUACUCUACACUCCAAGAGAUACGUUACAACACCAGGGAGCCUGCAGGCUGCAUUGUGGCUGAUCCUGUCUCCACAUUCCUUACCAUGCAACACUGCAGUAAACCCAGGCAACCUGUGCCUGACGAACAGAAGUUUCUACUCAGAGAGGACGGCUCGCUUUACCAUGUUCAGACACAGAAGUGUGUUGAGGCAAUAGCCCGGACCGACACUGGGAACCCUGGCCCCGCUCUCCGGCCCUGCUCCGACUCAGCCUCCCAGAAGUGGUUCUUUGAAGAGAGAACAUAGCAAAGGUUCUCUCUACACUCCUCACCUGCACUACAGUUCAAAGGGCAUUUCAUAUCAGCUGCUCUGACUUGACACCAGCUUAUUGCGCAUUCCAGAUCCUCCGCUUAGGAUUGAUAGUGCCUUCCUGUUACACGACGUGCACAGUACAGACUCUGUCUGUUUAAUGACUUAACAUGGUAGAUUUGAACAUUUUUGGAUAGUGUAUUAAAAUUCAUCACUCGUAAUAGAGUUGUUCAGUUUGUAAUCCUAAAACCCUAAAAAAAUUGCCAUUUUUGUGCCAUUAGUGUUCUCUACGAUUUUGAACGAGUUUUGGAUUUUUGAGUAAAAAAAGCUAUGUGUGCUACAACAUACACUACUGUUAAAGAAAUUAUUAGUUUGAUAUAGCAAGGAUGCUUUAAAUUGUCCUUUAGUGAUGGUUAAGAUAUUUAUGAUGUUUUAAAAAAAUCUUGAAGAAAAUGUUUCAAACAUGUUUAGAAUAUUAGAAUGAUUUCUGAAGCAUCAUGUGACUGGAGUAAUGAUGCUGAAAAUUCAUCUUUGCUUCACAAGAAUAAAUUACAUUUUAAAAUAUAUUCAAAUAGAAAACAGUUAUUUUAAAUUGUAGUAUUAUUUCACAAUUUUACUGUUUUUAUGCUGCGCAUAAGUUCUUACUAGGUACAGAUGUUUUAACAGUAGUGUAUGUUGUAUAAUAAAAAUGUGAACGUCUUGAAAAUCAUAAAUCCAAAACUGCCAUUCCAAAAGCCCGCAGGAAGUGGACCAGUGGUGAAUUAGUCUUCCAGUAAGACGUCUUUACUAAACACCUCCAUUCCUCUGCAAGAUAUAAACACUGUAUUUAAGCGCUCAUCAUAACCUCUGGGUCUCUCUGUGGCAAUUGACAAUCAUUACCAUUUCACAAGAUGGUAAUUUGAGUUAUUUUAAUCAGUCAGUGCUACCAGCUCCAUCUGCUGGUGUCUCAUCCGCCCCUGCUAUUCUACAAAGUACCUUCUAUUUAUUCAAAUUCUUGAUAUAUUUAACAAUUUUUUUUUUCUAGUGACUAGCAAUUCCUCCUCUGUAUUCUGGUACCUGAUGUAAGUCAGGUCUCGCUUGCACUUGGAGCCUCUUGGCAGUCUGGUUGUGUGUGUAUUUUUGGCUGAGUAUUGAGGUUAGGCUCAGAUAAGCAGCAGUGCUGGCAAUGGCGCUGCUGCCCUUCUUUUUCCAACCACUAGAUGGUGCCAAAUUCUCCGUUUUACUCCAUGUCAUACUGUAUCCUCCAUGUUGUAACAUCAGCUCGUAUUCACAUGUGUGUAAUUUCAGUAGCCCACGAUGCAGUGAUUGAGAUGAAGGGUUACACUUUUAAUACACAAUUACAGUUAUAAAUGUACAGUGAUUAUUACUUGUGUCUGAAAGGGUAUGGCAGCCUACCUCUAGUCAUUUACCUGCUGUAGAGAACAGAUGUCGGUCAUUUGAAGGGGAUGAAAUGGAGAUUGAUGUCACAGCAAGUACUAGAUUGUAGUGGCCAAAUUGCUGUGAUUUUUGCUUCAAAGUUGAAGAGAAACAGUGCUGGUUAGUUACUUUAGAGUAUGUGGAUAAAACCUUGUUGAAUUCUGACCAACUGUGGGUCCGUUUUCUAUGCUGAAUGAUGAAUUUAUUUGAUUAACCUAGCUUUCUCGGUUAUUUAUUACUUCAGUAAUGGCUGGUGUCCUUAAAAAUGCUGGAAUGUCGAAAAUAGGAAGUCGAUUUUUAGUCAUAAAUGAACUUUCUGACAACAUUUACUCACUCUCAUGUUGUUUCAAAACUGUAUGAUUUUUUCAGUGAAACACAAAAGAUAUUUGAAGAAUGUUUAUGCUGCUAUUUUCCAAAAAGACACAUUCAAAAUAUAAAGGUAGUCCAUAAAAGUCAUGAGCUAUAUUCUAUAUGGGCCAUUCUACAUAAUUAGUGCAAACUGCUGUCCCACAGCCAACAAUAAAACAAUUAAAAAGCAUUUAAAUAUUCAAAUCUUAAAUGUUUACUAAGAUCCUUCUAUUAUCUAUUGAAACCCACAAUAAUAUUUAAAUUAUUAGUAAGCUUAAUAUAUAUAAAAUCAUCAUUUGUAGGGUACUUUCAAUUGGGAGGUGGCUGUCCCGAACCCUAACCCCUGCCAUUCAACUUAUGAAAAUAUUGAAAUAAAUCCAAAAAUGUAUGAUCAGGAAAUAUUCCUGUGUUCCCAUCUCUCAUAGCUACAAGGUGUGACUAGAUCCCAUCAUUUUGAGGUAAAUGUGUUCAAAAGUCUGAAAAAUCUGUGAUUAAAUUUAAGGAACGUCACUACCGAACACCUUUUUUGGGAGUUAUUCCAUAACAUUUAGUUUUUAUAUGUGUACCACAGUUCAGAACUGUGCUAGUUAACCAUGUGCUGAUUAGCAUCUUUGAGCUAGAAGCAAAAUUAUCUAAGAUUGUCACAACCGAAACAUUUGGUGGAGUUUCAGUAUUGACAUCUUUGCUUUUAUGUGGUGUUAUUCCAUAAAAUUGUCACUACCGAAACAGUCACAAGCGAAACUAUGUCAUAAUUGUUUCGGUAGUCACAAAAGGGAACACAUAAUCCUCAUAUUUAGGGGAAAAAAUUCAAUUGUUGUACAGUUAUGCUAAUUUUUUUUUUCUUUUUUGUAUUUUAGUAUGUUUUAGUAUGAGAAUUUAUUUGAUAUGGUCGCUACUAAAGCAUUACUGUCACUAUCAAAAACGUGCAGUCACUAUUGAAACAUGGGAUGUUUUGUCAAAAAUAAAGUAUACUGAAUUAUCAACUAAGAUGUUAUGAUAGUUUAUGGUUCAAUGUAUAUCCAAAGUAAUAAAUCCUUAACUUUGAAAUCCAUAUGAUCAACUUUUUGCCUUUUACAAAAGAAAAUUGAAUUCAAAAUACAACAAAUCUCUUAAAUUACACUUGAAAUAUUAUUAAAAAUGUAGUUGUUAUUGAUUUACCUCUGGGCAAUAAAACCCUUCUAAUUAAAUUCAUAUAUUACUAUGUUUCAGUACUGACAAAUCUAGGAAGAGGGCAAAUAUUCCAAAACGUUCUGAAAAUACAAUAUGAGAAUUAACUGCACAAUUACUAGAAAUGUGUACCUUGGAAAUUAUACAGUAUUAUACGUUUCCAACUCUGACUUUGGACCAGUUCUGUCGAAUGACUCAUAUAGCCAUAUAGAAAUAUAGUUCUAAAACUGUCUUUUACUUUCAAUCUAUAAAAAAAGCAGCUAUGACAUACUUCUGUAAAUAUCUCUUAAUGUUAAAUAUCUCUAAAAAUGUUUUUGAAAGACUUUAAGGUGAGUAAAUAAAGACAUUUUUUAUUUUAAGACAUUUAAAAUGUUUUAAGUGCCUUACACAGUGUUCAUAGGACAUUUUUUUCCUAAAACAUAGGUGAGAGGGAAAUUUAAUAAACAUAUGUAUAUUUUUUUGUAUUAAUCUAUAAGGUGGCGGGCCAGCUAAACAUUGUCAUGGGGAGAAUUGGUUUACUGAUGUGAUUCUCUGAGAGCAUGUGACGUGAGCUCAAUACUGGACAGAUGUUUUCAGGGCCUCCAUAGAUAAGAAAGUGAUUGAAAUAUUGAUAAUAUUAUGAGAACCCAUUAUGUUUGCACCGGUAGGGCUUUUCCUGUCUGUCAAAGCCACAGAAAUGACAAUGGGUUUCUUGAAGAAGUCAAAAAAAGGAUAUUUUGUAUGGAUGGCCUUAAGUCCUAUUUAGACCACUAUGUCUAUAUGAUAAUUUUAUCCUAAGGACGAUAGAAGCAUAAAACACAAAGACCAAUAAAUGCGGUUUAAACAUGCCCAGUACUGAUGCGUAAGACCAACCUAGAAAAAAAUGAAUGGCCAAACGAGUUGUGUGGUUGGUUACAGCAGCAGCGAGUAUGCACUUUUCUUGGAAUAAUGAAUGAUUUUUAAUUUAAUUUUAUUUUGUGUUUAAUUUUGCUAAUGGUAGAAUGUUGAAAACAUGCAUGUUUUGAAACGGUGUCAAUGCUGGAAGAAAAUUCAGGUAACUUAAUAUUAUGUAAGUGACCUUAACAUCAGAAAUGAAGUUUUUUUUUUUUGAAUAAUAAUGUCUUUUUAUCUAACUUAAAGGUGCACUUAGUAUUUUUAUUCUUUGUUAUGCUAUAUCAUAUGUUAUUUGCAAUCAUCAGCUAUUAAUUUAUUAAAACGCAAGGUUUUGAAAGAAGGUUAGUGGUAUUUAACAUGAGCCAACCCACUCCAUGUAAAAUAAAACUGCUUUUAUUAUUAUUCUCUUUAACUUCUGUGCGAAACUUUUUAAUUGGGAGAAAAUGUAUUGAGUGCACCUUUUAAUUGUGAUUCUACAUCUAAAGAAUGGAAGUUGCUUUAACUUAAUUGAUUUUAUGUUUGACUUUUUACACAUUAAAGCCAUUGAAUAACA